CUCAGAUUUCUCGCUCAUCACACAUUCACACUCCUUCUAUUUUCUCAUAAUCAAAUGUCUGCCUUCACAAAAAGCCUCAAGGAACUUCGUGUUCACCUGUGUCAGACAUCACCUGCCAGCAAUGGGCUCAGGCAAUUUGUUGCCUCUAACUACAAUGCUGUCAAAGCUGCCAAUCCUAAUCUCCCUAUUCUUAUUCGUGAGGCCAAGGGUACAGAGGCCAAGAUCUUUGCUCGCUUCGAGCACGGCCAGGAGAAGAAAGUUCUCUUGGAUGGACUGAGUGAAAAAGAGGUUGCACAAAAGCUUGCUGACUUAGUCAAGUGAAAAAAGAAUUGCGAGUUUACGAGUGCACAAAGAAGGGAGAAGGAUUAGGAGUGCAAGGGCAGUAGCAAUAUUAGAGCUUAUAACAGCACACAACCCUUUGUACGAACAAUUAUAGCACGGAUAGUCUGUCUGUUGCCGUAAAAUUAAAAAGGCAUUAAAUUUUACGAAACGCAUUGUUGUUAUUCAAAA
This is a messenger RNA of Lobosporangium transversale, 510 nucleotides long. Its product is annotated as thioredoxin-like protein. The record is from RefSeq and is a predicted model, not a curated record. The transcript is spliced from 3 exons. The coding region runs from base 55 to 321 and encodes 88 amino acids. Lineage: Eukaryota; Fungi; Mortierellomycota; Mortierellomycetes; Mortierellales; Mortierellaceae.